UCUCCUGCGACUUUCCCCUCAAAACCUCCGUCGUUUCCUGUUACCUUCCAAACGUACGGAAGACACCCUUUCUCGAAUUCACCGGAAGUUUCUGGAAUCUUUCACAUGCCAAGUUCAAAACUUUUGUUUUUCUUUAUAUAUUUAUUUUUUUCAAUUUUCAAACUUGUUGAGGAAGUAAGUCAAGGUCACGACUGUCCUUUCCCCCCAGUUCCUUAACCCCUAAACGCAACCUUCUCGUUUCUCUUUCUUUGUUUAUAUGUCUAUAUAAACCCACUCCAUCAAGAAAUUCUUCUCUCACAGUUUGGUUAUAGUUUUCAAUUUAAUGGAAAGAGGUGGCGGUGCAUAUAGAGGCAGAGGAAACGGCCGCGGCGGUUAUGGUGGCGGCGAAGGCGGAGGAAGAGGACGAGGUGGUGGCUAUGGCGGGGGGGAAGGUAGAGGUGGAGGAGGACGAGGUGGUCGCUAUGCCGGCGGAGAAAGAGGCGGAGGAGGACCUGGCUAUGGCAGAGGAGAUGGUGGCGGCGGAGGAGGGGGUCGUGGCGGAGGAGGACGAGUUGGUGGAUAUGGCGGAGGAAGCAGCCGCGGCGGUGAUCGUUAUCAGAAUUAUCCACAUAAUCAGCGCGGCGGUUACGGCGGCGGCGAUUGGUAUGAGAAUCCGACGGAGAGGGCUUCGUGGAGGAACAAUAACGGCAGUGGAGCCCGCUCGGAUGUGGUAGAUCGCGGUCCGACGGAGGCGCGGACUGUCCCAGGCGAAGGAUCAAGCAGAGCUUCUGGCCGUGGCGGUGGGAGUGGAGACAGUGUUUGGGGGACUCCGCGGAAAGAAUGGUCGUCGCCUUCUACUUCGAGUCAACCUGCUCCAACUGAAUCCAAUAAGGAUUCUCCUGAUCCUUUGAUUCCUAUGAUGACAAUGUUGAACGUGUCCGGUCAGAUGUCUCCCGUACGGCGACCUGAUAAGGGUGGCACUAAUUCCGUCCGACGUGUUAGACUUCUUGUUAAUCAUUUUCUUGUCAACUACAAUGCUGAAAGUGUUAUAAUGCACUAUGAUGUCGAUGUCAAACCAGAGGGACCUUCUAAGCAUGGGCGGCCUGCGAGAAUACCAAAGUCUGAUCUUUCUAUGAUCAGAAACAAGUUAUCCUCUGACAAGCCUUCAGACUUUCCCUUAUCAUUAACUGCAUAUGACGGUGAAAAGAAUAUAUUCAGCGCUGUGAAAUUGCCAACAGGAAAGUUCAAAGUGGAUGUAUCUAAUGGAGAUGAUGCAAAGGUCCGUUCUUACCAGUUCACUAUCAAGUUUGUGAAUGAGCUCAAGCUGGGUAAGUUAAAGGAAUACUUAAGUGGAUGUCUCACAUCUAUCCCUCGUGAUAUAUUGCAAGGGAUGGAUCUGGUAAUGAAGGAGAAUCCAACUAGGAGGAUGAUUUCUGCUGGCCGAAACUUUUAUCUUAGAGAACCUGAUCCAAGAGAUGAUCUUGGUUAUGGAAUUUCUGCAUUUAGAGGAUUUCAGCAUAGCUUAAAGCCUACUUCUCAAGGCUUAAGCUUGUGUUUAGAUUACUCUGUUUUGGCAUUUCACAAGAGUAUGCCAGUUUUGGAUUUCCUCACAGAACACAUAUAUGAUCUCAAUCUGAACGAAUUUCGGAAGUAUAGAAGAAAAGUUGAGAAUGCACUGAAGGGACUGAAAGUUUGUGUGAAUCACCGCUCGAACAAGCAGAAGUUUGUCGUGAGGGGGCUGACUAGGGAAAAUGCGCGUGAUUCUACGUUUCGUGUUGAAGAUCCAGAUGGCAAAAUUCCACCAAGGGAAGUUUUUCUAGUGGAUUAUUUCAGGGAGAAAUAUGGCAAGAAUAUUGUGUAUUUGGACAUCCCCUGCUUGGAUUUAGGAAAAAUCAAUAAAAAGAAUUAUGUGCCUAUGGAGUUUUGUGAAAUUGUUGAGGGGCAAAGGUUUCCCAAGGAGCAGCUGGACAAGUUGGAUAGAGAUGCAGCUAAAGCUCUGAAAAAUUGGUCAUUGCCUCAUCCGCGUGAUAGAGGGGAUAAGAUCCAGAGAAUGAUACGAUCCGUAGAUGGACCUUGCGGAGGGGGCAUCGCCCAAAAUUUUGGAAUUGAAGUCAACACGGAUAUGACUCCUGUGGACGGUCGAGUAAUUGCGCCACCUGAGUUGAAGCUAGGUGCUGCUAAUGGUAAAGUGGUUACAGUAUCAGUUGACAGAGAGAAAUGUCAUUGGAAUCUUGUUGGAAAGUCAGUGGUGCAGGGAAAACCUAUUGAAAGAUGGGCUGUCCUUGACUUCCGCCAAUAUGGACGCUUUCUAGACUCUAAAGCAUUCAUUCCAAAGCUUAUCAUCCGAUGCCAAAAAUUGGGGAUCAAAAUGCGGGAGCCUCUUUUCUGUGAACCCACUUCAAUGGAUAAAUUCUCUAGUGUUAAUAUGCUUCGUGAACUUCUUGAAGGCAUAAGUGAACAAGCUUAUAAGUAUACUGGAUACCGUUUGCAACUUCUUCUUUGUGUGAUGACCCAGAGGGAUCCCGGUUACAAGUAUCUUAAGUGGAUUUGUGAAACGAAAAUUGGUAUUGUGACACAGUGUUGUUUAUCCCGUCUUGCAAAUGAAGCGAAGGACCAGUAUCUUGCGAAUCUUGCUCUGAAGAUCAAUGCAAAGCUUGGAGGCAGUAAUGUUGAGCUAAGUCGGCUCCCCAUCUCUGCAGAUGCUGGCCAUGUGAUGUUUGUGGGGGCUGAUGUCAACCACCCUGCAGCUAGGAAUGAGACGAGCCCAUCAAUUGCAGCUGUGGUUUCCACCAUGAAUUGGCCUGCUGUAAAUCGCUAUGCUGCACGAGUUCGCGCUCAGGGUCAUCGAUGUGAGAAGAUUAUGGAUUUUGGGGACAUGUGUUUGGAGCUUAUUGAAUCUUAUACUCGACUGAACAAGGGCAGACCGGAGAAACUUAUCAUCUUCAGGGAUGGAGUCAGUGAGGGCCAGUUUGACAUGGUUCUCAAUGAAGAGUUACUUGAUUUAAGAAGAGUACUUCGCACUAUAAACUAUUCUCCACACAUCACUCUUAUUGUUGCCCAGAAGCGCCAUCAAACACGUUUGUUCCCACAGGGUAGUAAUGAUGCAUGUCCCACAGGCAAUGUGCCUCCUGGCACGGUUGUAGACACAAGAGUUGUUCACCCAUUUGAGUUUGACUUCUAUCUGUGCAGUCACUAUGGAAGCCUUGGAACAAGCAAGCCCACACACUACCACGUCUUGCACGAUGAGAUCGGGUUUACAUCUGACCAAUUGCAGAAGCUCAUAUAUGACAUGUGCUUUACCAUGGCUCGCUGCACCAAGCCCGUCUCUUUGGUCCCGCCGGUGUACUAUGCUGACCUUGUUGCUUACAGAGGGAGACUGUAUUACGAGGCGUUGACUGAGGGACAAUCUCCACAUUCAGGAGGAUCUUCAUCUUCAUCAAUGUUGGGGUCGUCGUCUUCAGUGGCUUCAUUGGAUGAAAGCUUCUACAAGUUGCAUGCAGACCUUGAGAAUGAAAUGUUUUUCAUUUGACAGGAUGCGGCAUUGGUGCAUGUAUCUUCUCCUCCCUUUUUGACAAAGGGAGAAGACAAGAGGAGUAAGGAGAGGAUAGUUGCUUGUCAAAAACGCCACUAUGCUGAUCCAAGCUUCUCUCUUUUGGGUACACACCAAUGAAGUCGAGUUUGUGCGUGAAUCUAAUGGAUUUCUGAGUCAAUAAAUAAUGUAUGGCUUUCGGUCUUUUCAUGAUUUGUAGGUGCAUGCCAUGGAAAUCCGAGGGAAGUCAUGCUUCAUAUUAGGAUUGUGGUUUGAAGCUGUUUGUCAGUUAAAACUAUUUAUGUUUCUUUUAUCUUUGCUACUCUUGUGGACGUGGGUGUUCUGUUUUCUUUUUUUGUACUGUUUAUGUCCUAGUGUGUUUGGUUUCCAAAUGUUUAUGCGUGGAGUAUCUGCAAUGCUUAACGUUUUGUAUUGAAUAAAAAACUUGGUUUGGUAUUA
This is a messenger RNA of Morus notabilis, 3967 nucleotides long. Its product is annotated as protein argonaute 2. Bases 323 to 3508 code for a protein of 1061 amino acids. Gene Ontology annotation, molecular function: RNA binding; protein binding. The transcript is spliced from 3 exons. Gene Ontology annotation, cellular component: cytoplasm. The record is from RefSeq and is a predicted model, not a curated record. Lineage: Eukaryota; Viridiplantae; Streptophyta; Magnoliopsida; Rosales; Moraceae. Gene Ontology annotation, biological process: regulatory ncRNA-mediated post-transcriptional gene silencing.